Molecule: messenger RNA, 1458 nt
Organism: Penicillium olsonii
Lineage: Eukaryota; Fungi; Ascomycota; Eurotiomycetes; Eurotiales; Aspergillaceae
Source: the annotation of a GenBank genome assembly
AUGGAUAACGCCGCGGGCGCCCCGCUGUUCGUGGUCAGUGAAGCCCUGUGCUACUAUCCUAUAUCCACGAUCUACAACUCAUGUCCACGAUAUCUAUUCUACGCACUAUUGAUUGCAAGUUGUAUAACACGAUGGACCGGAUGGCUUGCAGAUGUCUUCCUCGGCGCCGCAGCGACUUAUGCCGGUACUGCAGCAAUUCAAACAUUUAUCAUGGUUUCCAGCUUCCAAAAGCCCCAGGACCCAGGACCUGUCGCCAUCCCAUGGAUUUCAGCCAACACCAGCCUGAUCAAAGAAUUCCCCUCCAUUGUCACCGAGACGAAUAGUAUCCAGGUCUCUCCGGCCUCCCUUGAGCUCGACGCAGAUGCCGUCAUGGCUAUUGUUGUCACUGGAUAUCUAGUUUUCCUACCGUUACAAUGUUGGUCUCGCAUCUUGACACACGACCGGGCGCGAAAUCUGCUGUUCUACGUCUGGAACGCCCUCAUGCUGGCGGGCUCGAUAUGUGCGCUCGUCUAUUCGGCACGAACACCGAAGCUGCCUAUUCAGUACAUGUUCUGUUAUCCCGAUUACCCCCCUGUCGGUGAUAGCUCCAAUGACGGCUGGCAGGCCUCGUGGAGAACCUCUACAUGGAAUACAAGCGUGUGGAACACAUUCUCUAAUGUCUCCCAGUGGAAUCAACUGGGCGACAUCUGCUUCAAUCCUUGCUUCAAUACCUCCCAGAUUCUCCGACAAGCUACUUCCUUACAUGCCGUCACAGCGACUGACGACACUGAUCUCCCCGCCUCGCGUGGCUUCUGGAGGAAUGUUUUGUACUCCAAGCGCUACAUCUACAGCCUGAUAAUCCUGUGUCUUAUACUCAACUGCCUGCUAUUGACAUACCGGUUCCUUCCAUAUCGAUCCCGGAUCCCGUCCGCUCAGAUUGUCGUCCUUUGGAAGGAUCGAAGGAACAUAUGGAAAGGGUUCAAGGAGGAGAUACAAAUGGCGAUGUCGUCUCCUUCCCCUGGCCAAGACUCGCUUGAGGAAGGCAGGACAGCGAACACCGAAAAGAGAUCUUGUUUGACUUUUCUUCGGCCCAUCUUUACUCGCCGUUUCCUCAAGGCCUUCUUGCAUAUAUCUGUUGAUGCUGUGAUCCUUUUUGGUAUCGUAUUCAGCAUGAUAGUGAGCCCGUUCACCAUCGUUGCAUUUGUUGCGUGGAUUGAAUUUCAGAUCUACAAUGACGGGCCUUCCCAGGAGAGUCCGCGACAGGUUGGGCAGUGGGCCUAUCUUGUAUCGAUUGCUUUGCUAGUGAUAUCGGCCGGUAUCCUCACGCUGAAGUACAAGAUUGCAUCAUCGACCGAGCUGCAAAAUGAAAUUGAACAAACGAAAAAGCAUCUGGAAUACUUGGAAGAGCGAAAGGGGGCAUGUUCCGGGGCUCAUAGACUCGAGAUGAGGGACCUCAGAGAUCAUUCCAAAGGCAGUUAG